This is a messenger RNA of Cyanistes caeruleus (blue tit), 1529 nucleotides long. Lineage: Eukaryota; Metazoa; Chordata; Aves; Passeriformes; Paridae. The record is from RefSeq and is a predicted model, not a curated record.
UUUUGAGAAGGAAUAUGGGUUUCUUAGAAGCAAAUCCAUAUUUUAAAACAGUGUGGCAGGUAUUUUUUGUUGUUGUUUUGGUUUUAGAACUUGCAAGGCACGAUAGACUCCACAGUUCAAGAUCAAAAUAAUACCUCAACAGUCCAAACAGGGCUCGAAGCAAGGACAUCCCAGCCCAGAGCAGAGCAGGACAAUGGCCUCUCUCAACUGGUGCCAGAAGAUAGGGACAGUUGUCAAAAAUCAGCUGGGGAAACAAACUUAAUGGAGAAACAGGUGAUCUUGGCACAGGAAAUUGCAGAAACAGAGGAAGAAGAAGAUGAGGAGAGUGUUCCUCAUAAAAGUGAAGAAAAUGAGCAUGCAGAACAGGGACUAAGCAUUAUGCAGUCAGCAUCCAAGAGCAGCGAGGCAGAAAGUGCUGAAAUUGCCACGGAGAUUUUCUCCACUGCUAGUGGAAACACUUAUACUGUUCUUGGAGUUGAAGAGGCAGGAAAGACUGACAUCACAGAGAGUUACCUUACAAGUUUUGAAAAAGAAGAAUCCCUUCCUAUGUAUCUGAAAUAUGUACUUCUCACAGAAGCCAUGUUUGUCAAGCUGAAGGAAAGGAUUCGCCUCUGCUUUUUUGAGCACUUGGAGAAAUGGUUUGCAGAAUCCUUGUCAAACUCCUAUGUCUUUGUAGCUGCCAAGAAAGAGGAGCUGAAUUCAAAACUUCUGCUGCAUCUUAAGUUGCAUCAAGGAAAGCAGGAGGAUAUACAGACAAAAAUCUACAAUGUUCGAGCUGAGGAACUGUCACUUCACAAAGAGCAUCUUGAGCGCCACUGUGCAGUACUGGCAGAAGGCCUGGAAAAGGAGAGAGCUGAAUUCCUCAGAUUUUCAGACCAGCUAAAUAACCUCAACACACACUUCAAUUCCCGAGUCAGUCACUUGGAGUUUGAGUUGCUCCACGCUCCUGUGACUGAGCAGUCAGCUUCUUCCAGCAACAAUCUGGAAUCAGAGCUCCAGAACCACCUGGAGUCAAUCAGGGUUACUGUGAGAAGUUACCAGCAGCACUUGGAGGAAGCAUUAGGAAAAUUAAGGGAUUCAAAUGUGGAUUUUCUCAAAAGUUGCAGAUUAUUUUCAGAGGUCGGUAACUUUUCUUCUGAGGAGGUAAAGUUUUUCAGCAAGUGUCUUCAGAAAGAAAGUAAAGAAAUUGACUCCUUUGAAAGUUCAAUCAAAACAGAUGUGGAGCAAAUAAAAUCGAGCUGCUUGGAGCAGGCUACAGAACUGUUCAAGCAGUCUCAAAAAAGGUUUGCUUCUCUCUCUCUGAGUCGAGCCUUUAUGAGGAAGGUCCAUCAAUCUUUGAGGAGGUUACGACAGCAAAUCAAAUCAGAGGUAGCGAAUUCCAAUUUGCAGUCAGCCACAUGAAAGUCUUACCUGGAAAAGCUCCAGCAGAAGAGAGAUGCUUACGUUCGUUCUACUGCAGAUAAAGAAGUAACUUCUAAUCAGCAUAAAAUGGCUUUAACUUCUGAAAAGUUGUAUGAUUUAGCCAGAGA